GCGCUGUGCCUGGCCUGGUACGGGCUGAGCGCCGGCGGGAACGUGGUGAACAAGCUGCUGCUCGGUGGCUUCCCGCGGCCCGUUACCGUUUCGCUUUUUCACAUCCUGGGGCUGUGCGGGCUCUUACCGCCGUUGCUGCGCGCCUGGCGGGUACCGCCCGCCGGUCCGGCCCAGCUGCCGCCCCGCGCCUACCCCCGGUACAUCCUACCGCUCGCUUUCGGCAAGUACUUCGCCUCCGUCUCCGCGCACGUCUCGCUCUGGAGGGUCCCGGUCUCCUACGCGCACACAGUAAAAGCGACGAUGCCAAUAUGGGUGGUUCUUCUUUCGCGGAUCAUAAUGAAGGAAAAGCAGACGACGAAGGUGUACUUGUCUCUGAUCCCCAUAAUAACUGGUGUCUUGUUGGCCACCGUCACGGAACUUUCCUUUGACAUGUGGGGACUCAUCAGUGCGCUUGCUGCUACUCUGUGUUUUUCACUUCAGAACAUCUUCUCAAAGAAGGUGUUAAGAGAUUCCCGAAUACACCAUCUUCGGUUGCUGAACAUACUUGGGUGCCAUGCUGUGUUCUUCAUGAUCCCAACGUGGGUUUUGGUAGAUCUUUCUUCCUUCUUAGUAGAGAAUGACUUGAGCACGAUGUCUCAUUGGUCCUGGACCUUGAUGUUGCUUAUAAUCAGUGGAUUCUGUAAUUUUGCCCAGAACGUCAUUGCCUUCAGUAUUCUUAACCUGAUCAGCCCGCUAAGUUACUCUGUCGCAAACGCCACAAAAAGAAUCAUGGUCAUCACGGUGUCCCUUAUAAUGCUUCGCAAUCCGGUUACAAGCACCAAUGUCCUUGGAAUGAUGACAGCUAUCUUAGGGGUCUUCUUAUAUAACAAGACAAAAUAUGAUGCAAACCAAGAAGCAAAGAAGCAGCUACUUCCAGUUACAACUGGAGACCUUGUGAAUUUGGACAGGCAUCGAAACACUCCUGAAAAGUCUCAGAAUGGACUUACGGCAUUUGCACAACAUGGAGACUAUCAGUAUGGUCGAACCAAUAUCUUAACAGACCACUUCCAGUAUAAUCGGCAAAACUAUCCAACUACCUACAACUUAAAUCGUUUUGAUAUAUAGAAUCCUGGCAAGCAGGUAUAGACUGUGAUAUCGAAGUGUCCCCAACAUUAUCAGAAACUUUCAGUACAUCCAUGAAUGUAAAGCCAUUUUAUUGUACAGUUUUUGCAGAAGGGAAGGUGCAUGUGUAGUGAAAGCGGUACAGACCUUCAACAACUUCUAAGCAGACCUUUAAACGUGAAACAACUAGAUCUGACACUGGAACUAAAUGCACAGUGUAGCCCUUGUACAGAAAUUCUGGUGAAAUGCACGUACGUAACUUUGGAGUAAAAUACCUGCUGUCACUGCUCCUUUUCAGAGCCUGUCAACUGAUUAUUCUUUUGGCAGCUAAAUUCUGGCCAGUAUUUUGUUCCUGCGCUGGUAACGUCACCUUUAAUUUGUUCUCUAAUACGUUUUAAUGAUCCUUUCUUUUAAUGGAAUUUUCAGAAAGAAGUGAAACUAAGGCGUACUUCUGGUUAUCAGGAUUUGUCUGUUUGAGGAGGAUUGACUUAUGUCUAUCAGUUGCAGAUAGGUAGAGUUGAAUUCACCUCGAGCGACUACGAAACUUCACGUGGGUAUUAAUUAACUCCUUUUGUGCCUAUGCCUCCGGUUGUUGAUGACAAAACAGAAGUGUUUCUGAAAGAGUAGGCAGUGGAAGGAUUAAUCUCUUCAAGAAGCAUAUUUCAGGCAUAGAGAAACAGAAUUCUCUGAAAUCACUGUUGUCCCAGUCACUGUAGAUAACAAACAAACAGAGCUUAAGACUAUGAUUGUUUUCUGAAUAAUGUAGUCCUGUAACUUCAGACAUUGCUCUUCCUUGGCAAUACAGAAAACACCUUCAUAAAUAAAGUGUUUGGAAUAAUACGAUUUUUUUUUUCACUUGCUUCACACCUGUUCUUAGAAAACUCUUCUGUUGCUUUAGAAAUUGAAGGGUAUCAGGUGUUUUCUUCUCAGUUCAAAUUAUGCUCUCUUACAUGAUUCUUAUAUUAUGGAUGCAUUAAUUUGAAUAAUCAUCAUUCUUAAUUGUUUCUUAAGUCUACCUUUUUAGCCCCUAAUUGUUUAAGUUUCUUAAUUACUGCUGUUGGAGUUGCUGUGUGCAUUUAGCCUGACUUUCACUUCCCGCUGAAAGAAGUUAAAUUUUGUAUCCUGCUCUGUUCCUGCAACUCCCCUAGCUCAAACAGUAAAUUGUUAAGAAAAAAUUAUUUGAAUCAGCAGUAAAUAGAUAAUUUAUGGUUAAGAAGAACUGAUUCAGUUAGUAUAAAUGAACAUACUUAAUUCUAGACAAGUUGAUUGUUGUGCGUCAGAUACUGCAUUUGUGCGUGAAAGGAAUGAAACCAGUUGAACUUGGGUUUCACUGAACCAGAUUUUGUUAUUGUUAUUACUUUAGCAAAACAAGAUUUUAGGGGCCUUCUUUCCUUAACAGAAAAGCUGUUGUACAGUGAGAUUUUUGAUAGCAUAUUAUGUUUUUACUAGAGAGGUAUUAGACACCAGUGACAAAAUUUAGGGUGUGGUACAGAACACCCCCUCUACUUAUUUAUUGCUUUUUAAAUGACCAUUUCCUUGAUGUGAUGUGAUGAUUUGGCUCCUUUCUGGAUAAUAAAGAAUUUAUUUUUAAGUGCAAAGGCAACCUGAUCUUAUUCUUUUGGCUGACUGUGGAGGUAGUUACAUAGACUGCCUUCCUCCAUACAGCCCAAAAGAGGAAAUGGUCCUUCUGAAACUUCAGAGAUGGUUAAAUAUGCUGCUAAUGUUUGUGAACAGAACUUCCUUCACUUGACCAGAGUUGAAUCUGUUCAUGCUAGCUUAGAGCUUGGGCUUUUAGUUUAGAAAAUCUAAAUAAAUUAUUCCCUAUCCCAUGUUAACAAGAACAAGAUAAUGAGGAAAAGCAUUACUUCAGAUGAAAUUUCUUUUGCCUGUUCAGUAUUAAUUUAUGUAUAAUUCUUUCUUUUCAAUAUGGGAAAGUGCAAAAUGUGUGUUUUUGAGGCUCACUUCCUGAUAUUCAAGUGCUUUUUACAUACAUGUAAAAAGGAUUCUGCGGACUCUGGAUUUGGAUUAGGUUCUGGCUCUGCAAAAGACUGAUUUGAGGAUGAGAUAUUUAGGCUGAGAUUUUUAAGAGAGGCUGAAGUUCUCCAGCUCCUUUCAAAGGGAGCUAGCUGUAAACUGUUAGACUCCUGCAAACGCUUAAUUGUGUUCUUUGUGCCCCAGUUUCCCAUUUGGAAAAUGGAGAUGAUUCUUCCCUACUUCAUAGAGGGGUGAAAUACCAGAAAAAAGUAGCAGUGGGGGCCCCAGGGAUGUACAGGCAUACUCUUGAGUUUAUCUGUACAUCUUCUGGUAUGUCUACCGCUGUACCAUCUUGAUACAACUUGAACUGUUACUUGGAAUAAAGCUCCGCAUACUUUAUUCACAGAUCGGAAGCUUUAUUGAAUACAUGUAAAUGGUUUCCUUUUAAAGAACAUAACCAGAUCUUUUUUGCAACUGUUUUCAGAGAAAGCUGGCAUUGUGCACAUACUGUAGGCAGGUCUUUAGCUCAGUUUUUUAUUGUCAAGAGUACAGUAGCAGGUGAGGGCUUUCUGUUGAAAAUACCUUGUCCCAAAUUCCGGUCCGGGCUCGUGGCCUCACUGUGUCUCCGAAACAAAACUACUGUACUUGCAGAGCAAAAAGGGACUGACCCAAAACAAGGAUAUCAUCCGUUCAGGGCCCAGAGAGUGAAUCUCUUCCCUGGAGACUUCCUGAGAGUGUUAAUGCUCUUCUAGUUUAGGUCUGUGGUCAACAGGGUUAAUUUUGUAUGGUAGAACAUAUAAUUAAAACAGUUAAGUGAAUCGGUUACAAGAGGUGGUUUUGCUGAGUACCUGAAUCCAAGUCCUUAAGCAAUAUUGCCCACAUUCAGGUAAAGGAAGUUUCUGAUACUGUUGUAAUAUAUAUUUUAAUCUUGGACCUCUGCGAGACUUUGUUUGGCAAGGUGAAACGUUUGUUUUAACAUGGUUUGUAAAUUAAUGACAUAUUUAACUAUGUACAUAGGUCUGUAGAAAGUAUGGAAACACUGGAAUAAAAAGGGCAUAUCUAGACAUUUCGUGUAUAAUGACCCUGUAAUUAAAUCAAAGUGAAGGGGUUGGUUUGCGUUUUUUCCUUGCAGGAAGCUUUGGGAGUGCCACACAUGAGUAGUCACGGCCACUUGUGAGAAAUCGGAUGAGUGUGUUGCCGUGUGGGUGUGAUACCUUACCGGAUGGUUACGUAGGCUGAAACUACGAUGAUUUGGAUGCCGUAACUAGUGUUAGCACACGAGUCGCUGGUAUCCUUAGAAAUGUUUUGAUUUCCAUUGUGCAUUUCUAACAUGUAAAUGCAUGACAAAAUUGGGAAAUUCUUUCCAAAACAGUCCUGGAUAGUUCUAGAAAGACCAGUGUUAAAGAAACCCAUCUCUCCCCACUACGUGUGGGUUUUCUGUUGAUAGUUCCAUGGAGUAUUUGGUGCUCUUUGAAGAGAUCUUCAAAAUAUUUCCCUUGCAGAUUCAGUUUUAGUACCUAGUAGUGAUUAGAGCAUCUUCAUCAUCUGGUAAAAUGCUUGUAUUUUUUAAAAAACUGAAUGCUAAAUAAAAUUGAGGCAAUACUUAGGUUUUGUAGGUGUACAGUGAUUUUUAAAAAUAGUGUUGGUAAUUUGGGGUCAAUUCAUGAUGAUUCCUGAAGCUCAAAACCUUUUCUUUCUGAUCUGUGUUUAAACCCACAUUUUUCUGAUGUAGCAUUUUGCAGCAGCAGCGACUUCUGCCAUGUAGCUAUUUGUGAAAAAGGUGCAAUAUAAAUAUU
Haliaeetus leucocephalus (bald eagle) is the source of this 4871-nucleotide messenger RNA. RefSeq names its product solute carrier family 35, member E1 (gene SLC35E1). The annotation marks the transcript as partial. Lineage: Eukaryota; Metazoa; Chordata; Aves; Accipitriformes; Accipitridae. The transcript has 6 exons. Gene Ontology annotation, cellular component: Golgi apparatus. The record is from RefSeq and is a predicted model, not a curated record. Gene Ontology annotation, molecular function: antiporter activity.